AUGGGUAAAGGUCGAGCAGAGCCAGGAACCCCAAAGUAUAUAGCGAACAAGAUCAAGUCAAAAGGAUUACAAAAGCUGAGAUGGUUUUGUCAGAUGUGCAACAAACAGUGUCGCGACGAAAAUGGAUUCAAAUGUCACACAAUGUCCGAAUCGCAUCAACGGCAACUGUUAUUGUUUGCAGACAAUGCGGGACGUUACCUGAGUGAAUUCAGUUAUGAAUUCUCCAAGGGAUUUUUAUUCCUGUUGAAACGGCAGUUUGGUACCAAAAGAGUGAAAGCGAACAAAGUUUACCAGGAAUACAUUUCAGAUCGAACCCAUCUGCACAUGAAUGCCACUCAAUGGACAACUCUAACUGGAUUUGUCAAAUGGCUAGGGAAAACAG
Diuraphis noxia (Russian wheat aphid) is the source of this 382-nucleotide messenger RNA. RefSeq names its product kin17 DNA and RNA binding protein (gene kin17). Gene Ontology annotation, cellular component: nucleus. The record is from RefSeq and is a predicted model, not a curated record. NCBI's taxonomy places the organism in Eukaryota, Metazoa, Arthropoda, Insecta, Hemiptera, Aphididae. Gene Ontology annotation, biological process: DNA damage response; DNA replication. Gene Ontology annotation, molecular function: double-stranded DNA binding.